UAACGUUCUGUGCGAGAUCUUUAAUUUUAAUAUUCAAAAUUACAGUUGUUAAAAUGAUGCUAUUACUUAUAGUUAUGUUAAUGUAUAAAGAAAUUGUUGCCAUGGAGAGCUCUAGAGCUAUAGAGGGAUACCCCAAAGGAUAUAUGUCUGACUGUCCCGGAUCUACCAAACCAGCAAUAAUCACAAAAAAAUCUCUCAGGCAACUCGCAUUUGUGAAUGGCAACUUUAACGGUACGGAACGGAAGUACAACUACUACGAAAUGGGUGACCUAGCCAAGGACCCAUACUUCGACUUCAAUAAGACAACGCUGGUAUACGUUUCUGGAUUCCUGGACAGUCCACACUUUCUGUUCUCCCGGCUCGUAGCAGAUGCUUACAACAAUCUAGGAUAUAACAUCUUGAAUCUGGAUACUAACAAGUUCACCACUUUGGAAUACCAGCUAGCUUGCCGCAUGUCACGUCCAGUUGGCAAGCACGUGGCUGAGAUGCUCGCCAACCUCACCCGUGUGGGUUUGGACCCGAAGAAACUCCAGCUCCUCGGCUUAAGCCUGGGCGGUCAAACGAUAAGUUUCAUAGCGAAGGAGUACAAGAAACUGACCGGAUCUAAAGUUGCUAGAGUCACCGGCUUGGAUCCCGCCGGACCCUGCUUCAGGAACCUCGGCCCCGAAGACAGGAUCGACUCAUCGGAUGCUGACUUCGUCGACAUCAUCUCUACCAACAUAGAUGGAUUCGGAAUGGCCGCACCGGUAGCCCACGUCCAAUUUUAUGUCAACGGGGGCGAAUUCCAACCUGGGGGGCCGAUUCUCUGGUACAACUGUGGCAUCGUAUGCAGUCAUAUCUACUCCUUCGCGAUUUGGUUAUCCGCGAUCAGAAAUCCGAGUUCCUUUAUCGGUAUUCAGUGCGACUCCGUGCAGCAGGCAAGAGAUAAUUCCUGCUACGGAAGAUACCCUCUCGUUACCAAUGUCAUGGGCCUAAACACGGAUAGGAGGAGAAAGGGAAUAUUCUACUUAGCGACAGGACAGUUUCCUCCAUACUAUUUAGGGCCCAAAGGACUGAAAAGGAAGAAUGAUUUUGUGCUUAAGAAGCUGAGCGCUCCUAAUGACGUAGAUGUCUUUGUCAUUUAAAAUCUUUGGGUUUAAG
This is a messenger RNA of Aricia agestis (brown argus), 1140 nucleotides long. Its product is annotated as pancreatic lipase-related protein 2-like. The transcript has 3 exons. Bases 54 to 1124 code for a protein of 356 amino acids. Gene Ontology annotation, molecular function: lipase activity. Lineage: Eukaryota; Metazoa; Arthropoda; Insecta; Lepidoptera; Lycaenidae. The record is from RefSeq and is a predicted model, not a curated record.